Vicia villosa (hairy vetch) is the source of this 2518-nucleotide messenger RNA. Its product is annotated as probable galacturonosyltransferase 3. Bases 158 to 2143 code for a protein of 661 amino acids. Gene Ontology annotation, molecular function: polygalacturonate 4-alpha-galacturonosyltransferase activity. Lineage: Eukaryota; Viridiplantae; Streptophyta; Magnoliopsida; Fabales; Fabaceae. The transcript has 9 exons. The record is from RefSeq and is a predicted model, not a curated record.
UUGGGGUAAGCAAGCACGAUGAAGAAAGUUAUGAAACUAGAAAUAAAGAAAUGGGAACACAAGUAACAAAACAAUGAUGAUCCGAUCUAAACCCAAGUAGAUGAACACAGUGAUGUAAUACUAAUAACAUAGUAAGAUUCAAUUUCAACUCACUCGCAUGGAACUUCUUAAAUUCUUCUUCUUCAUCUUCUCGGUUUUGUUUCUUCAUCACGUUGCAGAUUCCACAAUCACAGGAUCCUGUGACCAAUGUCAUCGCACCAAGGAAUUUGAUGUUACUUCAUCUAGAAACCGAAAUUAUGGCGAUGAAAAGGAUAUUGAUAUAAUUGCAACGUAUAGCGAUGCUUCCGGUCAUAUUCGGUUGGCUAGGUUGAAAAUGAGGGACUUAUCGGAUUCUUGGGUUUGGGAAAACCCUAGUAAUGCUAACACUGAACAACAAAAUUACUCCCAGGGAGGAAUUGAGUCAUUGCGAACUGAUUCAAGAUUUGAAGACAAUCUCAAGCACUCAGAAGAUGAACAUGAUCCUGAAGAAGGCUUUGGUCAGAUUCCACAUUCCUUACCAAUGACUCCGGUGAAGAUAAAGCGUCGGAUGAUGCGGCUGGAAAGAAGAAAAGCUCGUGCUGCUGAACUUAGUCAGCAAAACAAAGAAAAUGACAAUCGCAUUGUAUCAGAAGCAAUUGAACGCUCCAAAGAAUUUGAUACCACUAUCAAGGGAAAGUAUAGUAUAUGGAGGAAAGAAUAUGAAAACCCGAAUUCUGAUUCCACUCUUAAACUCAUGCGAGACCAAAUAAUAAUGGCCAAAGCUUAUUCCAAUAUUGCAAAGUCUAAGAACAAAACUGCUCUUUACAAUGCUCUUGUCAAACACUCCAGAGAUAGUAAACUAGCUAUUGGAGAAGCAAAUUCUGAUGCUGAGCUUCAGACUGGAGCACUUGAUUGGGCAAAAGCUAUGGGUCACGUUCUUUCUGUAGCAAAGGACCGGCUUUAUGACUGCAUUUUAGUGGCAAGGAAGUUAAGGGCGAUGCUUCAAUCAACCGAAAAUAGAGUGAAUAUGCAGAAGAAAAGAAGUGCGUCCCUGAUCCAGCUAGCUGCAAAAACAGUGCCUAGGCCAUUGCAUUGUCUUCCCCUGCAACUUGCAGCUGAUUAUUACCUACAGGGAUAUCAUAAGAAAGGAAAUCUUGGCGAGGAAAAGAUUGAUGACCCAUCUCUUUACCACUAUGCUAUCUUUUCUGAUAAUGUACUGGCUGCAUCUGUGGUUGUUAACUCUACUGUGCAGAAUGCAAACGACCCUGAGAAGCAUGUAUUCCAUAUAGUAACUGACAAAUUGAAUUUUCCAUCAAUGAGAAUGUGGUUUCUCAUCAACCCUCCUUCUAAAGCAACCAUUGAAGUUCAGAAUAUUGAUGAUUUCAAGUGGCUGAAUUCCUCGUAUUGUUCUGUUUUACGUCAACUUGAAUCAGCAAGAAUCAAGGAGUAUUACUUUAAAGCCAAUCAUCCUUCCUCUCUCUCUGCUGGUUCUGACAAUCUAAAAUAUAGAAAUCCCAAAUAUUUGUCAAUGCUGAAUCACUUAAGGUUCUACCUUCCUGAAGUUUAUCCAAAAUUGGACAAAAUUCUAUUCUUGGAUGAUGACAUUGUCGUGCAGAAAGAUUUGACACCUCUUUGGUCAAUUGAUUUGAAAGGUAUGGUGAUCGGUGCAGUAGAGACAUGCAAGGAGAGCUUCCAUAGGUUUGAUAAAUACCUAAAUUUUAGUAAUCCACUGAUCUCCAAUAACUUCAGUCCUGAUGCAUGUGGUUGGGCAUUUGGCAUGAAUGUCUUUGACUUGAAGGAGUGGAAGAAACGAAACAUCACCGGAAUCUAUCAUCGGUGGCAAGAUUUGAAUGAGGAUAGAACCCUCUGGAAGCUUGGAACCUUACCCCCAGGCUUAAUCACCUUUUAUAAACUGACCUAUCCGCUAGAUCGGGGUUGGCAUGUUUUGGGACUUGGCUAUGAUCCGGCUCUGAACUUAACGGAGAUAGAGAAUGCCGCUGUCGUUCACUAUAACGGAAACUACAAGCCAUGGUUAAAUCUUGCUGUUUCCAAGUAUAAAUCGUUUUGGUCCAAAUAUGUUAUGUUUGACAAUCCAUAUCUUCAAGUUUGCAACCUCAGUGAAUAGUGAAUAUUUGUGUCCAUAAGUUUCCUCCAUUAGCAUAUUGUACCUUUUGAGGAUGGUAGCGCAUGUAGUAUAUAGGGUGUAUGAUUACAGCACAUGGUCCGCUAUGGAUAAAGCCAUUUAACGAAAAAGAAUAGUCUUUUAUUCUUUUAAAAUUAAAAAAGAAAAAGUAGUCCAUUAUUCUUUCCCUAAUUAUUCCACUUAUCUCUCAAAACUAUCUAUCUUAAACCUUAAUACACACUAGUUCAAUUUCCCCCCUCAUUCAGACUGGUUUGCAAACGGUAAUUCAAGCACCAUGACAGGUUUGUAGCAAAUCAAUUUUGAUCUAUGUCUCGCUGCUUUUAUAUUUGAUUGGUUUAUGUCCUUUAUCAUAUUGCA